Messenger RNA from Exophiala bonariae, 3474 nucleotides. RefSeq lists its product as uncharacterized. Bases 1 to 3474 code for a protein of 1157 amino acids. Lineage: Eukaryota; Fungi; Ascomycota; Eurotiomycetes; Chaetothyriales; Herpotrichiellaceae. The transcript is spliced from 2 exons. The record is from RefSeq and is a predicted model, not a curated record.
AUGGUCAACUUUCCAGCGAUCGCCCUCCUUGGGGCAACGCUCGUGCUGGCCGCCCCACGAGGCUGGGAGGACUGGUCAGACAAAGGGCAGACCACAUCGACAAUCACGUCGGUGACCAAGACCACGAUUCGUACCACGAGCACUUCCGCCGUCACAAACUCUGAUCCUCUACAUUGGGCAGAGUGGAUCGAAGAUGAGACCGCAUCGCUCUCUUCACGAUCGAGAACGAAGUUGACCAGCAGCAUCAAAACUACCUUCUCGACUAAGAAGCCCAUUACCACGAGUGCUAUUUCGCAAGGCCAUGGCUGGGGUGACUGGAGCGGGAAUCGGCCUUAUAGACCUGGAACAGGCGGCAACAACAACAACAACAACUGGAACAACGGCAACGGCAACGACAACGGCAACGGCAACACGGAGCCAAUUGGGGGGCAUCCCACUUAUGGGAAGCCUACUUUUGUCCCAGGCAAUGGUGCAGAUCCAAACUGGGAUUUCAGCCGCGCCACGCAGACAUUGACGGAGGCAUGGGCAACAGAAUCGGCAAUGUUCGUGAAGGAAGCUCCAACUGCAACCUUGAAACCCACAUUGCACUGGAACCAUCGACCAAGCAACUUGAAUCAUCUCGUGCCCGGUGACAAUCAGAAGAUCUACUUUGCAGGUGCCGGUCAGAUCAAUGCCAACAAAGCACAUCAAAUGGCUUGGGUAGAUAUCACCUAUACAAACACUGCUGUCAUCCUUGAUCAUUCGUCUUUCAUCUCAUACCGGGCCAGUACUAGUGGUGGACUCAUCAUUACCUUUUCUAGCGCAGACUCUUAUCUCCAAGCCAAAUCAGCGUGGCAGAGCACUGCGUCUCUGCUGCUCGUCGCCAACCAGGUUGGCUUCUGUGGCCAGGCUCAAGGUGAAAGUUGCUACUUCAAGGUGGACAAGCUAGACUUCGCCGACUCUCUUCGCAGCUGUAGUGCGUCUGGAAAGUAUCAAGGAAUUCGCGAUGUCUUGGUCUCGGCUGAUGUUGAAUGGGGUUCCUACAUCCCUGGCGCCCGCCCUCCUCGAUUUACUCCUGGCUCGGGAGCUUCGCAGACACACGGUGGUGGCUCGCAGUCAUCGUCCACAACUUCUUCAAGCUAUCCUUAUUUCACUAGCUCGUCAAGCAGAGUUGGAGGCUACUCAAGCGUUUCCGGAGGGGGUUCUGGUGGCUAUUCUACGACGACUGGUUCAGCAGGGCCAUCAGAGUCUUCCACAACCAGUGGUUCCUACAACGGAGGAACCUCCACGACUACCAGUCUCCCGUACGGUGGCAGCUCAACAACCUCGUCAGUUCCGACCAGUGGAUCGUUCUCAACCACCAGUACCACUAGUGCACUGUUUCCAGACAAUACUACCGUUGUGACUGUAGACACUGAAAUUGACAGAGCCAACUGUACUGCGCCAAUGGACAGCAAGUAUGGCCUGCGGACCGCGUGCUUGGGACCGUAUUUCGACCAGGAUCUCGACGACACGUACGGUUAUGAGGAAAUCGAAGAUACACCGUAUGCAAGCUUCUUGGCCGGCUUCGCGAAUCUUGAAUAUCCAGAUGCGACCACCGAUCCCAACGAUCCGGAUUUCGAAGACGAUGAUGCCAUUAUCGAGAAACGAGAUGUCACCGACUGGCUUGUAGACAAUGUUGUUAAACCCUUCGCAGACGCGGUCGGAAUACCCACAACGUAUGAGAAGACCAUUGAGAAGUCAUAUCCUAUCAGCAUUCCAGCCGAACGCCAGCUGGUGGACUCACCUUGGGGCCAGCAGGUUCUCAUCAAGUCGUUCUCGCAAGGGGGUGAUACCGCCAGUGCCAAACUUGACAUUUAUUGUGUCGAUUGCGGUGCCAAGGGUCAAGCCAAUAUCAAUGGUAAAAUCAGCGUCAGCCUGGAUGGUAUCAAUGCACUGGAAGCCAACUUCCAAGGCGAUUUGACGGUCGCCGUCAAGAUCGGAGUCGACGCCAACCUCCAGUAUGAGCAGACCUUCGGCAAGCAACUUUUCCAGGUGGGCAUUCCAGGAGCUUGUAUCGGUGGCAUUGUCUGUGUCGGCCCCUCCAUCAAGAUGGGAGUCGACGUCAAAUUCAAUGCCAACGCCAAUGGUCAGCUUCUUGCCGGUGCGGCCAUCACCAUCCAAGAUGCCCGCGCAUCAGUGGACAUGCUGGCUACCCAAAAGGGAUCUGCAUCUGGAUGGCAGCCCGAGUUCAUCCCCACACUGGAAGCGAAGGGAUCGAUCGUGCUCAGCGCUGACGUCGGCAUUCCCGUCGCUGUCGUUGUGGGUCUGGACAUCUUGGAAGGCUUGUUCACGAGAGAAAUAGCUUUGGUCGACAGACCUUCCGUCGUCGCUGUGGCCGCUGUCUCUGCAUCGUCCAGUGGUGGUGUGGAUACCAUUGAUGGCUGUAAAGGUAUUUCUACUAAAGUCAGCUUGAAGAACAAGAUGUGGGCUGCAGUGCCAGGCUUCGAUCCAUGGGUGCUUGCGGACAUGGAACCCAAGCAGUUGGCAGAGAAGUGUAUACCACUUGGAGACCAGUCUGGUGGUGACGGCGGUGAUGGUGACGGCGGUGAUGGUGACGGCGGUGAUGGUGACGGCGGUGAUGGUGACGGAGGUGAUGGAGGUGAUGGAGGUGAUGGCGGCGAUGGAGGAGAUGGUGACGGAGGUGACGGAGGUGACGGUGAUGGAGGAGAUGGCGGUGAUGGCGGCGAUGAGGGUGUGGACGAAACUGGGGAUACCUCGACAGAUCCUGGAGUUCGCAAGCGUUCCAGCUUCCACCAGCUCAAUGCCCGACAAACCAACUCAACCGGCCCAAGUAACUCAACUAUUGUGGAUACUACCGCCGCUGCCCUGGCAAACUCCACGAACAGCACUGCUGACUACGAUCUUCCGGACCUCGACGACACGUAUUACAACACAACAGACGGGUACACAUACGCAUCUCUGAUUGACCCAGACGAGAAAUAUCAGAUCCUCCCUUGCAACGACGGAAACAUUUAUAUCUUCAACAUCAACGCCACCGUUCCUCAGUUCAGCUGUGCAGACAUGUGGACAAUGUCGCCCAAUCCUGAUGCUGCCGACGCAGGCGUAGAGGACGAUCGGGUGAUAGCUGAUGCCAUGGGCCGGAUUCCUCACUUCUACCCUGAGGAGAUGGAUAAGACGGGCGUAUCACGACUUCGGGUCAGUGAUGUUGAGAAUAUCCCGAUUGAUGUUACAAACGUCUACUUUGUCAGCCUGGACUCAGAUGCUGAUCCAAACGCGGACGGCACGGAUCUCUACUUCGCGGUGGACAUUGACAAUUUCGGCUACUAUCCCAUCAUCUGCACAUACCAGGAGGCCAAUCUCAACGCCCGAGUGUUUUUGGCAGCGGACCCCGAUGAUGGUGUGGAGAUGUUGAAGAGUCCUGAUAUUAGGUACAGUAUCACAGGAGGCACGGUCAAGGAUUGUUGGUUCAUGCCACUGGUUCUUGGUACGUGA